Molecule: messenger RNA, 1827 nt
Organism: Cryphonectria parasitica EP155
Lineage: Eukaryota; Fungi; Ascomycota; Sordariomycetes; Diaporthales; Cryphonectriaceae
Gene: RHO-1
Product: cell wall organization and biogenesis
Exons: 5
Coding region: 232-816 (194 amino acids)
Biological process (GO): small GTPase-mediated signal transduction
Molecular function (GO): GTPase activity; GTP binding
Source: RefSeq, a predicted model, not a curated record
GCCUCCCAAAAGCAACGGCCCUCUGAUUUCCUGUUCCUUACCUUACCUCUCCAAAAACCCCAUUGACACCGACACCCUUUCUUCCAUCAUCAUAGCACCCAACCUCCACCUCUCGCCUCUUCUUUCGACUGUCGUGUGUCUCUCGCAUCCCCAUUCCCACCCCCUUGACAACUCUGCAUCCUCCUUUCAUUCAUACCACCUGUAUCCACGAUCAACAAGACUCCUUUCAAAAUGGCUGAACUCCGCCGAAAGCUGGUCAUCGUUGGUGAUGGUGCCUGCGGUAAAACGUGUCUGUUGAUUGUUUUCUCCAAGGGCACCUUCCCUGAGGUUUACGUUCCUACUGUCUUCGAGAACUACGUUGCCGAUGUCGAGGUCGAUGGCAAGCACGUUGAGCUAGCACUAUGGGAUACGGCUGGUCAGGAGGACUACGACCGUCUCCGUCCUCUCUCAUACCCCGACUCCCACGUUAUCCUCAUCUGCUUCGCUGUCGACUCCCCCGAUUCCUUGGACAACGUGCAGGAGAAGUGGAUUUCCGAGGUUCUUCACUUUUGCCAGGGUCUGCCCAUCAUCCUCGUCGGCUGCAAGAAGGAUCUGCGCUACGACAACAAGACUAUCGAGGAGCUGCGUAAGACCAGCCAGAAGCCGGUCACCCCUGAGGAGGGCGAGGAGGUUCGCAAGAAGAUUGGUGCCUACAAGUACCUGGAGUGCUCGGCCAAGACCAACGAGGGUGUCCGAGAGGUGUUCGAGCACGCCACGCGUGCCGCCCUGCUGCAGCGGAAAGGCGGCAGCAAGAAGCACAAGUGCCUGGUCCUCUAAGGGCCUCGCAGCUUCGUUGUCCCCCACGACAGCUCCUAUUCGACGGAGCUGUGCUCGGCACCAUAAUGCGGCAUUAUUCAGACUUCCACCUCUCGUUUGUGGGUAGCCUCGGAUCCCCGCAGACGGUCGCUGGAAAGAUGUCAUGAUGUCUUAGAAAGGUGUCGGUCGGGCGUCUCUCUUUGUUGUCUCUCUCGGCUGGCGUUAAUAUUAUCGGCCGUGGUCGUCAUCCGUCCUGCUCGGUACGCCUCAGAAACGUUAUCGCGCAUUAUCUAUCUUCAUUGGACCGGCGUGUCAUCUUUGUUUGGGACAGUUAUACGGCAGGGAAACAGUUACCUCUGCAAAUUAGGAUCAGGAAACAGCGAAGUCGUCUUCCCUAUAUCUGACUGCGGCGUGGUCUGGACGGGCAACGGGUGUUCGUGAUGUGUGGCGGUGUUGUGCGUGCUGGAACGGAUCAAGAAAGCAGACAAGAGCAGCUGUGUCGUGUGUGCGCGUGUGUGCGUGAGGUGGGCAUCCAUCGGUACACCAAAGGGGGAUUUUCUCACGCUCAGGAGGAGGCCCUUUUCGUAAAUACCAGUUGGCCUUUGGCCUGGGAGCGGUCGAUCCCCUCGUCUCCGCCAGCUCUUUCGUCGUCCCUUGUCAACUGAAAUUGCACAGAGAAAGACAGAGGAAACAGAGAGAGGUGGGGGAGGAAGGCAAUGCAAGAGGGAGAGAACACAGGCGGAGGAAAUGGUAUUCGUUUGCGUACGACCUCUUGGAUUGCUGGACUUGUUUCCCCUGGCACUGUGGUCUUGUUUUCCAUUAUUUCUUGUUUCUCUCGCGAGUUCUUUUUCCUUCUUGAUAAUUUAAACGGGCUACUGUGUUCUGUCAUCGUCGUGCUACCUCCUUUGUUCAACCUCUAGGCUGGAGAACUGCGCCGGGGUGCCCAUUCGGUAGCCUUCUUCUCGCAGUACAGAUGUUCUGCUGCGAGUGACAAGAUACAUCUUGUGUACAAUAUCAGUCAAUUUGUCUCUC